UCCUCCCAGACGCGACAAACCUCCAAGCUCAAUAUCGUCGACGCUCGCGCACCUUUCCUUCACCUUGACCAAGACGCGCCCGAGCCUUCUGCCUGCCAACGCUUGAUCGCGUUGUUGUCUUCGAUUCUUCGCCCUCGCAACACGCUCCUCUCCGCGACUCCCGCGCUACGUCGCCGUGACGCUCCACUCUUGCCGCGACCACACCACGCUGCGCGCCUCACCACACUACAUCACUUGUGACCAACAUUUAUACUCGCGACAAUGUCUACGACGCGUCAAUUUCCCGAGCGCAUGAACCCGCUCCUUGAGCCAACGGACAGCACCGCCAUCGAGAUUCUCAUCGAGAGGCGCCGCCUGGGUCAAACAAACCUUGGUACCAAGACUGGCGUGACUGGUGUGACCAGCGCGACCAAGCCGCAGAACAGUGGCCUGUUUGACUACGCGCAUCUGCGCGUGCCUCUGCCCAAGGACCUCUCUGGCUCUGAGAUUUUCAUGCCCGGCAGCAACGGAUAUCCAGUAUCCUACUUUUUAAUGCGCCGCAGCAGCGAUGGGUACAUCAGCGCAACUGGCAUGUUCAAGGCCGCGUUCCCUUGGGCCACGCUGGCCGAGGAAGAAGCCGAGCGCAAGUACCAGAAGACGUUCCCCUCUGCGGGCCCCGACGAGGUCGCAGGCAGCGUCUGGAUCGCGCCAGAAGAGUCACUUUCACUUGCCGACGAGUACUCGAUGCGCCACUGGGUUCUAGCGCUAUUGGACAAUGAGCCAAUCGAGAAGGGCGCAAAGGACAAGCACAACGUUCACAUCCAAGCACCCCCAAAGUUCGAUCUGAGCAAGGCGCAAAACGUUAAGCUUCCUCCUCACACCGCGUCGCUGCGCACAACCCGCGCCCGAUCUACCAGGAGUGUGUCGCCUAGUAAGAUGGCUACACCGAGCCGCAAGCUCGCCACGCCUCGCAAGUCGCGCGCUACCCGCGGCCGCUCUGAGGCUAUGAAAGCCGAAGAGAUUUUCCAAAGCAUCGCGACUGAGUCGCCGUCGUCAGCGCUGGUCUCCAACGGUGUGAAGCCGUCGGAGUCGCUCGUGGCCGCGAGUGGAGAUGUUCAGGACGCGCAAGACAGCGGUGUCAAGUCCGAGACGGUGCGCAUCGAAGUCAAGGAGACUGUCGAACAGAAGGGAGACUCGGAAGUUACAACGACAAACGUCCAAAUUGACGUGCCUGCAACAUUCCCAGAGCUACGCGAGCCCGAGGACCCGACCAAGAUGAUCGAGGAAGCCAAACGCAUGGUCGAGGAGGCACGAGAGCUGGAUGCUGGCGCUUCGAGCACCCUCACAUCGUCCAAGCGCAAGGUCGAAGAUGUCCUUGACCCGGAGGAGCUCGAAGCCGAGAGACCGGCCAAGCUCACCAAAAAGCUGUACACGACAGAGCAGAAGCUUACAAAGGAGAAGGUUACAAGGAGAGCGCUUGUCGGCCUGACAGUAAUGGCAGCACUUGGCACGGCCAUCCAGUACUUCGCAGUAUAGCUGGGAGGUAGCAUGUUUCCUUAGUUCCUGACGGUCGGCUUUUUGUCUGCAUUACCAGUGUUGGAUUCUGAAUUCAUUCUGUAUUCGUCGAUCACACACGAUCUACUUAUAGCAGAUACCUUACAAUCUUCUGCUCAUUUGGCGUUUGCAUGUCCUUGCGGUUGGACGGUGUACAUUCGUUUGUACAAUGGUUGGGAUGGGGCAACCAUCUCCAAUGAUGAAGUAGAGUAUUUUAAUGAAAUUCCUCGCGCUCGCUGUUUG
Messenger RNA from Boeremia exigua, 1776 nucleotides. Its product is annotated as apses transcription factor-like protein. Gene Ontology annotation, cellular component: nuclear membrane complex Bqt3-Bqt4. The record is from RefSeq and is a predicted model, not a curated record. The transcript is spliced from 5 exons. NCBI's taxonomy places the organism in Eukaryota, Fungi, Ascomycota, Dothideomycetes, Pleosporales, Didymellaceae. The coding region runs from base 262 to 1515 and encodes 417 amino acids. Gene Ontology annotation, biological process: meiotic attachment of telomere to nuclear envelope; mitotic telomere tethering at nuclear periphery. Gene Ontology annotation, molecular function: DNA binding.